CCAUGGCGCCGUUGCCGUGGCGACGCGCCGCCAUUUUACCCCCUCCUUCUUCACCACCCCCCUCUGAAUGGUAGCCACUGGCUAUGGCGGGCUCGGAGGGCGGAGGCAGAGCCCGGUAUAGCCCCAAAACCCGGGAGCUGCUGCGAGCCAUGAUGGAGGAGUCGAAGCUGACGGGCUUCCAGAGGCGAUGCCUGAUGGAGUGCCUGGAACGGGGAGAUGCCCUGCCCCUCCAGUGCCACCCCACAUCCAGCAAACAACCAGCGCCCAUGCUGCCUGCUUCCUCCCCACCGCUCUGUCAGCCGAGCAGGCUUUCAGCUAAACCACAUCUUCGGCCUGCCAAGGUCUGCCAGGCAGGAGAUGCUUACACCCGAGACAAAUUCAAGCCACGAGCAAGGAGAGAUUUGGAAAGGGAGAAGCAAAGGCUCCAAAAUAUCUUAGCGACAGGGAAGGAUGUGGUGGAACACCAAGUAAAACAGACACUUGUUCAGACAAAGGAAGAGGAGAUAACUGAGAUUGACCGCUUUGAAGAAUUGGUGAAUGAAGUUCAGGAGAGGCAGGAGUUCCUGGCAGAGAUGGAAGCUCUAGGACAGGGCGAGAAGUAUCAGAGAAUUAUCAUCACUGAAAUCUCCCAGAAAAUGCGAGAGAUGGAGAUCAUUGACAAGAAGAGAAGCGAGGAAGUGAGAGAGACCAUGACAAAAGACUUUCCUGGUGGGAACAAAUCUGAUUCCCAUGACUAGGCCAAGGGAAAAUCGCAAAUGCAAUUUGUUCCUGCCUCUUCUCCCACAUCCCUGGCAUUGGAGUCUCAAGGCCUGGCCUGUGUCUGCCUUUCUCUCAGUGGUCCCCCUGAAGAGGGAGCAGUACCACCUGUUGCCUAAAGCCAGAAGGCAGGAACAGUUUGUACAUAGCUGGUAACAGAAGCAAGCUGUUGUAAAGUCCUACCCGUGCACCAGAUCCCUUCUUGCUCAACAAUAUUAAAGAGAUGAAAACACAACAGCAGCGGCUAUUAAAACAUGACAAAGCAGAGCCUCCUUUCAGUUAUGCAAUGCCUUGGAGUACAGCACUCCACGCAGCUACAACUGUCAUUCCUUCUCCUCCAUCUACCCAGAGGUGGAGGUUUCUAGGGGAGGUACAAUGCUAACGUGUCACCACCCGCAUCCACGACCCGCUCCAGCCCGCGCAGCUCCGGGAAUGGCUGUGCUGGCAGAUGGCGAGCAGGAAGAUGCAGCCGCCUGGCCUUGCGCAAGCGCGAGCCUCCAACAUGACUGCAGGUCAGCGUGACUGCAUGCAUCAGCAGGCUUCUCCGUGGCAGCUAAACUGGGCAGGCGCUCAGGAACACAGAUUCAGUGUCGGGGGAGAGGGGAUUUCAGCCUGGAGCGUGCUGCUGUUUGCAGCAGGCUUGCUGUGGUUUUUUGGUUCCUGAAACCGUGGUAUGCUGAGCAGCCAUCAGUCUCCCACAAAGCCUGGAGAUGGCCACUGAGUCACCACCUCUGUCCUUCAGCAGGCUGAAGCACGACGCCCCUCUAUUCCUGCACAAAGUCCAGUGUAAGGAAAUGCAGAGGCGGAUUUUAAGAUCCCAUCAUCUGCUUCUCAGCUAUACUCAUCAGCCACUCCACGAGCCAGGCAGCGUGCCCUGUCCCCAGGACAGUGUGAGUACAGAAAGGAAUAAGAAACCUAAGCCGUGAUUGGUUUUUAAAUCUUUUUUUUUUUUCUUUAUUUCUGUUCAGGUGAAUGGAAGUCAUGGAGUUAGUACAGUGUAAUUUACAAAUCAAGGUUCUGACCGGUCACAGGGCCAAGGGGUGUCAGGCUGCGGCGAUCCUGACGGCCUUUGGCAACGACGACACGACAGCAGGCUCCGAAACGGAUGCGCUUCUCCGUGGAGAAGCGUUGUGCUUUGGGAUCUCCCCUCCCCUACCACUGCUCCUGAGCAGCCUGCUGAGGUAUGGCAGGAGUGGCACGGCAUUUGGGGGAAAUGGGGGCCUGUUUCCAGAGCGCUACGCCAGCCAUGUUGCAAGGCACUGCUUCGAGAGUGUUUUGGCUGAAGCCCGCUGUAUUUUUGGAAGGGAGCGCAGCAGUUUGUUCGGGGCUGACAUGACUAAUUUGCUAAUGGGAAGGCGCGACGAACAGCUGACCAACCAAACACCCAUGAAACAAAACGUCUAAUUCAGACCAAGCGAACGACCCAAUAAAUAGCUCCUCACCUUGGAGGAGAAGGCAGGAAACAAAAAUGGAAGGAAGGAGGGAGGGGUGGAAGAAUACUGUCCACCCCUUCCCUCCUCUGAUGUACACACACGCACACAUACAACAAAUAAAAUAAGGGUUUAAAAACUUUCAGGGCGGGUUUGAAUUCAUGUGCUAAAGGAGGUGUUUAAAAAAAAAAAACGAAAACAACCAGCCAAACCCUCUUUACACACUUUUAAAGUAUAUACAGGCGAAGCUGGGGAAAGGUCAGUUGUAACCGUGCCUCUCUCCCCAGCCGCUCAAGGGUGGCACUGGUGAGCAGGGGCUCGCCCCUUGCGCUAAGUCAGUCUUGUGCUUUUCUGCCCUCGCCUGGAAAAGGAAUGUUCCUCCCUACCCUGACGGCAGCAGUCAGCGGUGGUUAGCAGCAGUGGGGGGUAAGAUGUCCUGAGUAGGGCACGUGGGCUACAUCUGGGCAGAUGUACGCGGGCCCCUUGGGUCCUCUCAGCCCUGUAACGCUCAAGGGGGGGGAAAGUCUUCAGGGGGAGGGGACAGCUCAAAAUAAAUAGGGCACCGGUUAUUUUUUUGGCUACGGCUUUAGAGCCUUGUGACGUGGGAGUGUGGUUGUUUUUUUUUUUAAAAACAUUUUAGUUUAGGCCAGUAAAACCUAAAGAAUCCUGAUUCUAACGCCAGGCUUUUCUCCUGCAGUUAAAAAUGGGGCAGGAAGGGGACAAGAGGGAGGGACAGCCAGAUGCCCCCGGCAGAGGAUGGAGGCACACGGAGCUGUCACAGUAAGAGCGGGAGAAGGGGAAGGGGGGACAGUUAGUGCAAGUUUUCCCACAGACACCAAACUCCUCAGCUCGCUUCUCAGUCAGUAACACAGACGCGCGACAGGGCAACGCUUCCGAAAAGCGAAUCCAUUUGCUCCCUGCCCUGUUAGCGAGGCCUCGGAGGGGAAAGCCAGCCUCCCCCGCUGCGGGCAGGGGGCUGGAGGCACCCUGGGGUGGCAGCGCCGGUGCCUGGGGAGGGAGCGAGGGGGAGAGGCGAGGGGAGCAGAGGGAGCCAAGCCCCCCCCGGCAGGCACCCUACCCCGGCCGC
Molecule: messenger RNA, 3273 nt
Organism: Cygnus atratus (black swan)
Lineage: Eukaryota; Metazoa; Chordata; Aves; Anseriformes; Anatidae
Gene: C1H22orf23
Product: chromosome 1 C22orf23 homolog
Exons: 6
Coding region: 84-737 (217 amino acids)
Source: RefSeq, a predicted model, not a curated record